AAAGUCGAGCGCUUAUAGUCUAGUUUCGUUUUCACUGGUAACUGAAGAUGGGUUCGUUAUUCCGGAGCGAAGAAAUGCAACUGUCUCAGAUGUUUCUACACACAGACAUAGCCUACAUGUGCAUAUCAGAAUUAGGGGAGUUGGGGCUGGUGCAAUUUCGAGAUACUGUCCCAGGUACCAACGCCUUCCAGAGAAAAUUUGUAAAUGAGGUUCGAAGAUGUGAUGAAAUGGAGCGAAAACUAAGAUUCCUGGAGAAGGAGAUCGAAAAAGAUAAAUUUCCGAUAUUGGACACUGGCGAAAAUCCAGAAGCUCCGGCCCCACGUGAAAUUAUCGACUUGGAAAGUAUUUUUGAGAAACUAGAGAACGAACUAAAAGAAGUGAACUCAAGCGCAGAAAAGCUAAAGAAGACAUACCUGGAAUUAUCUGAGCUGAAGCAGAUUUUGCGCAAAACGCAGACAUUUUUUGACGAAGUAAGUUUUUAUUUUUUCGUGCGAGUUAAUGUGUCGCCUUCAAACUGAUUUACAACGUACAUUCGAUAAGUCAAGUGUUGCAUUAUAGUUCUAGUAAAUACGUUAAGUUAUGGUCUGUCAGGCUCGAUAAACAUGAGAUAUUAUGGUUAACAUAAGUGAUGGUGGUAUAGUCCACUCAUAUUCAUGCGACUAAGAAUAAUUUCAAGUUUUGUCUAAACGUGGUAUUGUCAGACUAAGCUCUAUUUCUUCCCAACCUGGGGGUUUGAUGAGUUUACGCGUAGUGCUCAUAUCAUUUGCUAGUCCUACUUCAUUGUGGGUAACAUUGAACUAACCAACCGGUUAUUCAUCACCUAUCGAUUAACUAUAAGCUUUUCUCGGCAUUUAUGAUCAUAAGUUUAGUUACUACGGUAGAUCUGUCCUACUUCCAUUAAUCUAAGUGUUAGUUCUCAUGCAUUUGUCUAUACAGUACAGAUUUCUGAAAAUUAGGAAUGUUUAGACUUUCUUUUGAUCCGUAACUCGUUCAUCACAGUUUUUUGAAGUGUAUUGUGGGGAGGUCUCUAUGACUUCACUAGUUGCUUUCCUAACUUAUUGUGCUAGUUUUUGAGUUUUGGAAUGGUUCAAUUUUCCGUUUUCCAUUCUUUAUUGGUGACAAACUAUGGCAAUCGGUCUUAUCAGCUUUAUUUCCGAUUAGCUAAUAAGAUAGUGUAUUUAGCACAUUAAAUCAGCUCACAAACAGCGAUUUAUAAUGGUAAUGAUAAAUCAGUUUACAAGGGAAGCUGAAUGUUCAUUUUGCCAAAGUAGAAAAACGUAACAAGUGAUGAAUUUACUAGGAUUUCACACGGUUAGCUGCAGAAUCGAACUGCAUUUCAGUUGUCUAAGUAAUAUCUGGCAAUCUAUAGUACACAUUGUCGUGGCUUAUCUCUUUUCAUUCAGUUAACUAAAAUUUAUUAAGUCAGAAAGCCUGACUGCUCAUUAUCAAUGAAAACUUGAUUAGUAUACUUCAAGUUACACAGUUGCUGGUAGCUGUUAUGGGGAUAUAGAUUGGAUUAAAGCAUAUCCCGUAUCGUAUUGUGAUGGGGCACGCUGGUUGGUUUUUCCUAACUAACCAAUGAUAGGAGAGACUCGGAGAAGACUCUAGAAUCUUAUGUAAAUAUCUUAAAUAUACUAACGCUUUUCUUGUCGUGAUUCCUACUUCCAUUCAACUUUUUUAUUUGGAGUUUAAUUACGUUCCUGUUCAACCAUGCUCGGAUUUGGGGGCUUGUUAAGUAGUGUCCGAGAAUAUUUAGCAAUAAGAGUGGCUGGGUCGAAAUAAGGGAAAUUAUGACGGUAGUUAUGCAGGUUUUGGGUCGAACUCUGUAUAGGAUGGUAACGUUCAACUACAGUGUUCUUACGCUAUACCUGCCAUGAUGACAAUCUAGCCAUUGCUCGUUUAUAACUGAAGAAAGUAAACAAUAUCUGUUCAAGGUUGUAAUGGUUAAGAAUAUGUCAGGCCUGAGUUUAGUAUAGACUACCAAUUAUGGUUUCAAACUAAAACCGUGUGGUAUCCUUAAUUGUCACACAGUUGAUCACCUUUGCGGCGUUGUUGAGCGUGACUAAAUUGUUACGGUUAGCAUUCACACUCAGGCGUAGGCUUCCUUAGACAUCGGCAAGUUGUCCGUUGCUCUUUUCCUUGUAUUGCAUGUGGUUAUACCUAAUUGCCUCAGCCGUUGUCUGGUCCUUUUGUCGGUUUGUCCGACUUCGGUGUUGUCACUGCUGUGAAUAAAUUAGUGCCAAGAUUUACCGAUUGAACGUCUGACCAUACCUUCCAAUGAUUUGCCCCUUCGUCGACUGAAUCGCGAACAGGCCCUGCACGAUCCUGCAAUGUCAGAAGAAAAUGUUGGACUCCUUGGCGGUGAAGCAAUGGGUGCUGCUGGCACUGCUGGUGGAUUACGAUUGGGGUAAGUUACAGCUUCUAUAUUCGCGUUAUGUAUAUUUUGCUUAUUAAUCUGUUUGUGAUUUUUAGGCCAACGUAGAAUCUCAUCUAGACUUAAACCCAACGAAUGAUCCCAAUCAUAAUUAUUCGGAAAGGGAUGUUACAGUUCAUACUAACAGUAACAAACGUCAUGUAGAGUGAGUAUACAAAUCCCGGAAAUCACCUAUCGACUCUGGGAACCUAUUGAAUGUUUCUUGCUGGGAUUAUCCUUCGUGAACGGUUACCGGCUUUCGAGCGUAUGCUGUGGCGGGUGUGUCGAGGAAAUGUUUUCCUUAAGCAAGCAGAAGUUGAUGACCCAUUAGAAGAUCUUACAACGGGUAUGCCAGUCCACAAAUCCGUAUUCUUGGUAUUCUUUCAGGGUGAUCAGCUUCGAACUCGUGUUAAAAAGAUAUGCGACGGAUUCCAUGCAACCCUAUAUCCUUGCCCAGAUUCACAAGCUGAUCGACGUAAUAUGGCCAUUGAAGUGAUGGGUCAGAUCCAAGAUUUAGAAACAGUGCUAACGCAAACUAGGCAGCAUCGUCAACGUAUUUUAGAAACAGCCGCUAAAAAUUUACGUACCUGGUUUAUAAGGGUUAGGAAAAUCAAAGCUAUCUAUCAUACUUUAAAUUUGUUCAACCUUGAUGUAACUACGAAAUGUAUGGUUGGGGAAUGCUGGUGUGCAGUGAAUGAUGUGGACAAAAUUAAUUUAGCUUUACGUCGUGGUAUGGAACGCAGCAAUAGUACUCUACAACCGAUUUUAAAUGGAAUAGUAACUACGGAAAAUCCUCCAACAUACCAUCGAACAAAUAAAUUCACCUAUGCUUUUCAAAGCAUCAUUGAUGCUUACGGAGUCGCACGUUAUCGAGAAGUCAAUCCAGCUCUGUUCACGGUUAUCACAUUCCCAUUCCUGUUUGCUGUAAUGUUUGGAGAUGCUGGUCAUGGAUUGCUUAUGUUUCUUUUCGCUUUGUGGAUGGUUGUAUGUGAGCGAAAAUUAAGCGCUAAUAAGUCCGGAGGUGAGAUUUGGAAUAUAUUUUUCAAUGGUCGUUAUAUUAUACUUCUUAUGGGUCUGUUUUCAAUUUAUACUGGAUUGAUAUACAACGAUAUAUUCUCUCUAUCUGCUAACAUUUUCGGGUCCUCAUGGUAUCCAACUUAUGAUAAUAGUGCUUUAUCAAAGGAAGUUAGACUCCAGUUAGAACCUCGAACAAGCGUUAAUGUGUCGGACCGAAUGUAUGCCGGAUAUCCUUAUCCUUUUGGUCUAGAUCCUGUAUGGCAGUUAUCUGGUAAUAAAAUCAUGUUGACAAAUUCAAUCAAGAUGAAGAUGUCUGUCGUACUGGGAGUAUUACACAUGCUAUUGGGCAUUAGUUUAGGUGCUUUCAAUUACAGAAAUAAUAAAGAUAACUUAUCGAUUUGGUGCUUACUACUUCCUCAAAUCCUUUUCCUGUCAUGCAUCUUCCUCUAUUUGGUGAUGUUAAUCUUUUUCAAAUGGGUUGCGUAUACGGCGGAAACGGCCUCCUCUGCACCAAGUCUUCUUAUUGGAUUGAUCAAUAUGAUCCGUUUCAGUUAUUCGGAUGAAAUUCCUCCAUUGUAUUCUGGACAGAAAGCUGUUCAAAGUAUAUUGAUGGUUAUUGCAGUUAUAUGUGUUCCUUGGAUGUUGUUGUCUAAACCCCUAAUUUUGUAUAUGCGUCAUCGUGCCAUCAUGAAGAAUAGACAUUAUGUGGAUCCUGAUGCAAGUGUGCAUGUGGUCAUUGGUGGUGUAACAAAUCCAAAUAUGGAUGAUAGUUUCAUUGGUGAUAAUAAUGGUAUUAUGUACAGUGACAUGUCUCCACUACAUAGAUCGUCAUCUGAAAAACGUUCUAAGGUUUCAUUAAUUAGUCAAACAGAUUCACCAAGUAGUCAUGAUGUUCAUAAGUUUGAUUUCGGAGAUAUAAUGGUUCAUCAAAGCAUUCACACAAUUGAGUUUUGUUUAGGUUGCAUUUCCAACACAGCCUCUUACCUUCGGCUAUGGGCUUUGAGUUUAGCACAUGCACAAUUAUCGGAAGUCCUUUGGAGUAUGGUUAUGAGAAUGGGUUUACGUAUAUCUGGUCUAUAUGGCGGUGUUGUAUUAGCAUUUAUUUUCGCAUUCUGGGCUGUACUAACCGUCAGUAUUCUUUUGUGCAUGGAAGGAUUAUCUGCUUUUCUCCAUACACUUCGUCUCCACUGGGUGGAAUUUCAAAAUAAAUUCUACAGUGGUGAUGGUUAUCCUUUCGUUCCAUUCUCCUUCGAACAUUCCAGCAGUGUAGUUGACAAUUAAAAUUAAAUUUUAUUAUUUUGCGUGUGUAUGUGUGUUCACUUAAAUUUAUCUUCAUAAAUGUUGUGAUUAUUCUUUUAAACUGCUAUAACCAUUCCGUCUACUGGACAGUCCAAAUAAUUUAAUACUUAUUACUUAUUUAUUUAACCCUUAAGUCAUCAUCUACUUAACCGAUUUUAUUAUCCUUGAUCAUUAUACAUUGACUGGGUUCGUUUAAUAUUUAUUCAUUUUUAUGUUGUUAGAUCUACUAAUAAAGCUGUUCAAAUCCACUUUCACAUUU
This is a messenger RNA of Schistosoma margrebowiei, 4988 nucleotides long. Lineage: Eukaryota; Metazoa; Platyhelminthes; Trematoda; Strigeidida; Schistosomatidae. The record is from the annotation of a GenBank genome assembly.